AUGACACGAACACUUGCAUUAGAUUUGUUUCAUUUUGGCCAAUCAUUAGAACGUGACCCACAAUCACGAAUAAAUGUGCACAAAAAUGUGGUUUAUGCUAAAUUUAUUGAAGAAGUUGCUCAUCCAGAAAGUCAAAAGGUAUGUCGAAGAGAUCUUAUAUUUCAAGAAAAUGCAGACUCAAAACAACGAACAAAAACUGUAUUACAAAUUGUCGAUGGAUUAUUUAAUCAUCGAGUUUUACCAGAAGAAGGCUAUGCUAAAUUUGCUUACGUGUAG
Molecule: messenger RNA, 276 nt
Organism: Rotaria sp. Silwood1
Lineage: Eukaryota; Metazoa; Rotifera; Eurotatoria; Philodinida; Philodinidae
Source: the annotation of a GenBank genome assembly